Anopheles coluzzii is the source of this 7912-nucleotide messenger RNA. Its product is annotated as PDZ and LIM domain protein Zasp-like. Bases 516 to 6833 code for a protein of 2105 amino acids. Gene Ontology annotation, molecular function: muscle alpha-actinin binding; actin binding. Gene Ontology annotation, biological process: actin cytoskeleton organization; muscle structure development. NCBI's taxonomy places the organism in Eukaryota, Metazoa, Arthropoda, Insecta, Diptera, Culicidae. Gene Ontology annotation, cellular component: adherens junction; filamentous actin; stress fiber. The transcript is spliced from 16 exons. The record is from RefSeq and is a predicted model, not a curated record.
UAGGCAAGUGGUGUUUGUGUCUUUAUGGUCGCUUAGGUUUAAGCUCGGCGUGCACCAACAACCAUAUUCGUGCCGUUUCGGUGUUUCAUUGCAGUGACUGAUAGUGUUAGGAUUAGAAAGAAAAGGUGUUAAAGCAUUUCUCCAAACGCCAUUUUUUUUUAAAAGGAAUAAGAGCAUAAUCCGCCAAUCAGUGUCAAGUGUGUAUAUGUGUAUGUGUUAGUUUGUGUUUGCGUAAUCGAAGUGAGUUUGAGCGGAAGUUCUGCACUCAACGUGAAUCAGUAGUCAGUGUACCAGUGUGUGCGUCGCAAGCAAAGAAGCAAAGCGCGGCUAGCUUGCUUUUGAGGAAGAAAAACCGAUCCCUCGCAGCUCCCACACAGCAGGACGCUCUCCCCGGGGUUGUUUGUGCACGAAAAAGGGGUACACCCGAGUCAGAGACACCCGCGUAUAUCGGGUCUUUUUUGUACUUCUUCAAUUUGCAAGCAUUUCUUCAGCAUCUAGCAUCCAACUCAUAAGAUAUGGCCAAUCUAAUCACAGUGCGUCUGCAGCGUGGCGACGGUCAGGCCUGGGGCUUCCGUCUGCAGGGCGGCAAGGACUUCUCCGCCCCGCUGGUGCUACAGAGAGUUAACGGUGGCAGCGUGGCCGACCAGGCAGGUCUGAUGGCUGGCGAUGCGCUGAUCAAGGUCAACGGUACGGAGGUGUUCAACAUGCGUCACAAGGAUGCGCAGGACGUCAUCGUGGCCGCUGGAAACUCGUUCGAGCUGACGGUGUCGAGAGGUGGUGCUACCUGGCGUCCGUCUGUUACGCCGACCGGUUCGCUACCGUCGCCGUCUCCAUCGCUGCCCGGCAACGUCACACCGGUUACGCGCACCUCGCUGGCAGCGACGCCCCAGGAGAUGAAACCGAUCGGCAGUGGCCACAACACCGCCGCCAAACCGUUCGCUGCUGUAAACGGAAACGAUGGACAGAUCAAGAGCAUCGUCAACAACCAAUACAACACCCCGGUCGGCAUGUACAGCGAUGAGACCAUCGCCGAAACACUGUCCUCUCAGGCGGAAGUGCUCGCUGGAGGUGUCCUUGGCGUCAACUUCAAGAAGAACGAGCGCGUGUACUCGCCGGCCAACUCCGAGGUGUACAAGCUGCUGCACGAGCAGGGAGAUGACCCCGAGCCAGAUAGCGUUUACUCUAACAAUUUCCAUUACUCGGUCAACAAACUAGAGUCCACGUCGUCGCAUUUCUACGCCACGCAGAGCCACGCCAUCGGUGGCUACGCUACGGCCGGCCGUCUGCCGGUCGGUUCGCUCACCGGUGGCCGUCCGCGUGGCCCAUCGCCACUGCCGCCGCAGAUGCAGGGUCAGGUUCCGCGUCCACCGAUGCCGAAACCGCCGAUGAUGCAGCAGCCCCAGCCCCAGCGCCCAGCGCCGCAGCAGGGUGUGCCGGCCCAGCAGGGCGCACCGAAGGUUGCAUUCCCGCCGCAACCGCAACCUCAGCAGCAGCAGCAGCCGCAGCCCCAACAGCAGGCACCGCCAGCUCCAGCACCGGCUUCAGCCUUCCGCCCGGCACCGAAUACCGUUCCGAGGGCCGGUAUUCCACCGAAGGUUCACAACGAGGGACACAAGACCGGCGUCCAGGCCAUCUCUGCUGCUCUCAACGCUCAUGCCAACUUGAAUGGCCGCGCGCAGUCGCCGUACGGCAGUAAUGGCACACACACCAGCCUCGGGCCGCUGAGCCAUUCGCCGUCCCACUCACGAUCGAGCAGCACGACUUCGUCGAGCGGCUACUGCAACUCGAGCUCGCUAUCGCCGGUGCAAUCGAACAAGGUGUCCCCGCUGCAUUCGCGCACCAGCAGCGAGAACGAGCUGAUCGAUCGUAGCCACAGCAGCAACAGCAACGGUAGCAACGCCAGCGAGCUAUCCGGUAACGCGUAUCCCGUCUGCCCAGCGUCUCCGCCCCUGCCGCCCCCGCCGCCACUACUAACGAUGGAGGAGUGCACACUCCAGGAGCCCGGACCGGAAGUGCCGCCAGCCCCGCCACAGACCGACGCGAGCGCACCGCUCGUGUUCGGGGCAAAUGGGUUGGCCGCCCCGGCCGCGACCGCCGAUAGUGAGCAGACCGAUGGUACGGUUACGCAAAACGACUACGGCUUUUACUACCAGACGAUGGGAGGACGCGUCAUUCGCAGUGUACUUCCGCCGGGCAAGAACUCCACCUACAAGGUGAACCAGAACAACAUUACGCCGAAGCCGUUCGGCGCCCCGCUCCCGGUGAGCCCGCUGGCCCAGGUCCAGCCGCCGGCCUCGUACCCGCCGGUGGCCGGCAGCGUCCCGACGCCCUUCUCGGCCGCCCUUGUCGGCGCCCCGCCGGCCCAGCCCGCUCCGAUGGCGGCGCCGGCCCCGGCCCCGAUGGCGGCCGCCCCAGCACCGGCCCCGAUGGCUGCCCCAGCCAUGGCACCGGCUUCCGUGCCCACUCCACAAGAUGGUGGCACGGAGCAAGAGCCGGCAGAACACGAGUCCGAAGAAAAGGCGGAAGGGGAAGCGGACGACGGGGCACGGGAGCGAAGCGAAUCGCCCGCGCCCGUCUUUGCCUGGCCGCCGAAGCCGGAGGUGGUGGACACGAUACCGACGGCGACGCCGAUCUACAUACCGCCGCCCGAGACGCAGCGCGUCGUGAUCAAACCGAUCACGGUCGUGCCGCCGAUGAAGGUGAAGGAAAAAUCGAAAACGCCACCGGACGACGCAGCCGGCCAGCAGCAGCAGCAGCAGCAACAGAGCAAGUCGGCGCCGGAACUGUGCCACCGGCAGGAGGAAACCGAGCAGCAGCACCAAGAGGAUGAAGAGCUGUCUGAUUCGUUCGGCAUGACGACGACGACCACCGCGACGACGACGACGGCCAACUCGGCCUCGUCCGAGGAGUACCGGAUGUACCAGACGCAGUGCUCGCAGCCGAUCGUGACGUACUACGACACGCCCCAGUACGAGCUGGAGCGGCCGUUCUCGUCCGGCCAGCGCAGCGCACAGGCAAGUACGGGCGCCAUGUCCGACGCGUCCUACACGCACUUCGUCUUCCGCGAUCCGCCACCCGAGGAGGAGGAGGAGGUGGAGGAGGAAGAGCAAGUGGUGCAGCAACCACCGGAGCAGCAGCAGCAGCAGGCGGCGGCAACGGCGGCCGCCGAUCCCGACCGGCCCCCGAAGCGCGUCGAGUUCGUCGACUAUGGCCGCGAGCUGGAGCGGUACGUGCGGGCCGAGCAGGAGAAGGAGGCCCGCCGGCGGGCGCUCGAGGAGGAGAUGGCCGAGGCGGCCCGGCGCCGGACCGAGGAGCCGCCCCACUACACGCUGCCCGCGGUGCCGCCGACCGAGCCACCGCAGCUGCCCCCGUCCGCCAUACCGAACCCGACGCCCAAGCAGUGGCAGUCGGCGCUGGUACAGGCGCUCUGCGUUGCGCCGCCCGAUCCGAUCCACCUGACCGCGGACCAGAUCGAGCAGGCGAACUUUAUGCGCUCGCGCAACGAGGCGUACCGGCGCGAGCAGGAGGAAACGAAGAUGCGCCAGCUGGAGGCGCUGCGGCGGCAGGUCGACGCGCUCGAGCGGCGGCUCGGCCAGCAGCCGGAGCCGGAGCCGGCGCCGCUGCCGGUCGGCCCGCCGCUCGAUGUGCCGCGGCGCGGCGAGGUGAUGGCGAGGCUGCUCGCGACCUCGACCGCCCGCUCGCAGCGCUUCCCGCCGCACUACGUGCCGGUGGUGCCGCUGCCGGCCGAAACGCAACCCUACUUUCCGCCUCCCCACUCGAUGGAACCGAUCCGGAGCGAGAAGAUCUCGGCGAUGCGCAACGAGUCCCCGUUCGUGGAGGCGCUCAAGACCGCUCCGUACACUCCGUUUCAGCAGUUCGGGCGCGAGAUACCGUCGCAGAUGGAGGACCUGCCGGUGCCGAGCGGACGGCUCUCGAUGAUGGACGCGCUGGCGACGGCCUCGGACCGCCCGUACACCCCGUUCAGCGAGGUGCGGUUCGACCGGAGCUCGGACGUGUACCAGGACAUGGUGCGGGAGCAGCCGUCGGUGCCGGUCGAUCCGGACCGCCAGUGUUCGGCGUUCGCGAACGUGGGCGGCAACCGUACGCCGAAACCGUUCGUCCCGGUGGUGCCCGAGAUACGGGAGGUGCCGCCGGAAGAGCCGGAACGGGGGGAGAGCUCACGCCGCAGCUCGGUGGUGGCGGUGGAGAGUGUUCGUCGCAGCUCCAAGGUGGCCACGGCGGAGGAGGUCCGCCGGGCCUCGACGGUGGCCACUGCGGCAGCGGCGGUGGUGGAGAGUCGCCGCAGCUCGACCGCGACGCUCGAGAGCCGCCAGGACAGCCGGCGCGGCUCGGGCGGCAGCGGCUCUGCCGACACUGCGCAAGCGACGAACCCUCCGGCACCGAAGCCAACCGUCACCACCGUCACCGCGAAGGAACCGCUCUACCCCGGUCACGAUGCACACCCCCCGGAGCACUACUCGCUGGCACUGCGGCGCGAAACCAAAUCACCCCUCAACCAUCCGGCCGAGAUCCCACCCUACCAGCGCAAGUGGUUCAACCUGCCGACGCAGAACCCACCGCGCACGCCCGAGCCCGAGGAGCUGCGCACGAACGUUCCGCUGGCCUUUGUAAAUACACACUCGCACACUGCCGCCCUGUCGAAGCCGGUGGCGAAACCGCCCGGCCGGCCUGUAAAUAAGCCGCCCGCCACGCCGUACACCACCAUCCAGAACCGCAACAUCCCGGUCGUUACUGGGGCAGCUCCGGAGCUGGACGCCGAGCUGGCCCAGUACCACAGUGCUCACGCGCGUCUCGCCCACAAAGGUGUCAUCGACCGCGGGCAGUCGUUCACGCCGUCGCUCAUCCUGACGAAGCACGCGACCAGCAUCCCGUACUACCAGCACCAGCUCGGGUUCGAGGAGUACUUCGCGGAGGUGAAGCAGUUCGAUGGCCACACGACGCCCCAGCCGAGCCGCACCAAGUCGCCGGCGUUUGGGCCGCCGCCGAACCCGCUGAAGCCGCACGUACCACCGUCCCGGGAAGGCAUACCGGUGGAGUCGGGCCUGUACCUGUCGAUGGGUAAGCUGCACGGUGUGCCGUGGUACGCGAACAAGGACCACGUGCCGGCGGACAUUCAGAAGAAGAUGCAGGAGCAGCUGCAUCUCGAGGCGACGCAGCGCUUCGGGCGCAGCAGUGUCGUGCAGCAGCAGCAGCACCAGCAGCAACAUCAGGAGGUCACGCACGAACAGGUAACGAUGAGUAGCAGCGUGACUACGGAGCAACAGCAGCAGCAGCAGCAGCAACGCAUGACCAGGGAGGAAGCGUCCGCGGAACGGGCGAUUCAGAGCGCCCAGCAGGUAGGCAAUGCGUUGAUCCAAAAGCGCACGCGCUUCGUAGAGGAGCAUGAGUCUAGUAGCCGCAACCAGUCGGUGUCGCGCAACGCACCCAGCGAAAGCUCACGAUAUUCUUCCAAAAUCAAGGAGGACGAGGCGCCCCAGAAGGGCUUUGUGGCGCAGCAGACGCGCCGCUUCUCGGGCCAGGACGAGGCCCUCAAUCUGCCGCCCCAGCCGACCGAGCAGGAGCAGAAGGAGCAGCAGCAGAAGGAGCAGCAGGCCGAGCAAGCCGCCCUCAUCCAGCAGCUGCAGGAAGAGCAGCAGAAGCGACAGAUUGCACCGCCGAAGAAGGCCGCCCCGCCGGCCCCGAUCCGUCACGUGGAGCCGCCCACACCGAAACCGGCCCCGCCACCGACCACCUUCCCGUCGACGGACCUGUUCUCGGAGGAGUUUGUCGAUCACUUCCCGCACAUUAGCGCGCGCAAGGCAAGCGUACUGCUGCCGCCGAAGCCGGCCACCCGGCCGGACUGCGUUAGCCCGAGCUCGUUCAAGGCGCAGUUCAACGAGUUCAUCAUCGGUGCCGGCCCGAUGCCCCCGCUGCCGCCGAUGCGCGAGGAGGACGACGGCGCCGAGCCGGACACGCGCAGCGACACGCAAAAGCUAAUCCAAUCGUGGCCACCGCAACUGCCACCGCAGCCGGCGGCUGCUCCGGCGGCCGUGGCGGCGCCCCCCGCGAACGGUGCGGCGCCCGCCGGCUCGCAGCCCGCCAGCAAGCCGUCCAGCCGCAGUAACAGCACGGCUUUCCUUGACUUUCUUAACCGACCCACGCUCAACCCGAAUACUGACCGUUCCACUGAUCGCGCAGGUACGAACUCGUUCAACAAGGGACGGGCCGCGUGCUCGACGUCGGCCCCCAACCGCGGACGGGGCGUGAUGAACAAGGCGGUCGGACCGGGCGGCCGUGUGCCGCUGUGCGGAUGCUGCCAGCAGCAGAUCAGAGGACCGUUCAUUACGGCGCUGGGACGCAUCUGGUGCCCGGAUCACUUCAUCUGCCACAACGCCAACUGCAAGCGUCCGCUCGCUGACAUUGGGUUCGUCGAGGAGAAGGGCGAUCUGUACUGCGAGUACUGCUUCGAGGAGUUCUUGGCCCCACUGUGCUCGAAGUGCAAUGGCAGAGUUAAGGGCGAUUGCCUGAAUGCCAUCGGCAAGCAGUUCCAUCCGGAGUGCUUCAAGUGCACGUACUGUGGCAAGCAGUUCGGCAACAGCCCGUUCUUCCUGGAGGAGGGCGAUCCCUACUGCGAGAAGGACUGGAACGAUCUGUUCACGACCAAGUGCUUCGCGUGCGGGUUCCCCGUCGAGGCCGGCGACAAGUGGGUGGAGGCGCUGAACAACAACUACCACAGCCAGUGCUUCAACUGCACCAGCUGCAAAAAGAACCUGGAAGGACAGAGCUUCUUCGCCAAGGGUGGCCGUCCGUUCUGCAAAAACCACGCCCGCUAAGCACGCCGAGCCGGUUGCCGGUUUUUCUGUUGCGGCGGCGUGACGCCCAUCAUCACCAUCGGGCAGAGCGUAAACGCGUUUAGGUAUAUCAUUUUCACUCUCGUCGUCCUUCUUUUUUUUGAGUUCCCUUUCUAAGAGCAUCAUUAAAAAAAACGCACACAAAACACACGAACGAAACCAAAAAAAAAAACAAACAACCCCCUUUUGUUGUUAGACCUCGAAAAACGAAAACGCAAACAAUGAAAAGCAGCGGAAAUGGAACGUGUGUGUGUGUGUGAGCGCGCGAACAGCGUAGAUUGCGUGCAAGAAACUUUGCGCAAUGAAACGAUUGCACUGAUGGUGAAACUUUGCACCCGCGUGAAACAUUUCGAAGCUAAGCUUUCUUUCCAUUCGGCGUGAAAAGAAAUGUCGUCUAGCUUAUGGUGUGCAGCGUUUAGGUACGGUAGAAUGUGGGAUGAGAGUGUGUGUGUGUGCAAGAGAGAACAAAAGAGUUAAACUUGUAGAGAAAUUAAAUGAAGAAUGAAACAGGGCAGCACAAACAUGUUAGUAGACAAUGAGAUUUAAUGACACGGAAGUUAAGAUCGACGCUCGCGCCCACGAAGAAGAGUGCAGAGAGCGCUACUAAGAAACAUUGCAAAUUAAUUGUAGAACCGUAGAGAGCUUUCUAUUCUAUACUGUUACAAACAUUGAUGUUGCUAGGCAUAACUAUGUUCACUAUUCAACAGUAGUACAACCUGAGAGGAUCGUGUUUCGGAUGGUUCGAAACGCUUCACAACGGCGUUUUGAUUGCUUUGCUGGACCAUUAGUCUGGUUAAAAUCUCCAUUCGGUUCGAGCAGUAGAGGCCACGUUACGCUACUCAGCGGCAGAAAGGACAUCCAGCCGACGGCGCCCUAAUAUCUCUCUCUCUCUCUCUUAGGUUUUAUUUUUCACUCGUGGAAUAUUCUAUAGAAGAAGAAUCGCAAGCAUCGCUACUUUAUUUUUCUCUUUGUGUGUGAUACAAAUAUAAUUUUAUUUAUUUAUGGCCUAUGUUGCUGACGAAUAAAACCGUGUAAAUUGCUUGGCAAAAGCAGGUACAGAG